AUGGCGGAUCGAAAUCAGCCACCAAAUUGCACUUCCGAACUAACCGUUCACUGUGGUACAACUCGCGCCCAGUGGGAAGACGUCACCGGUUCCACUCCGCUGACCUUCGUCAACGACUGCGUGUCCUUCACCACCACUGUUUCCGCUCGCUUCUGGCUUAUGGACUGCCGAAACAUAGCCGAUGCCACCAAGAUGGCGACCGAACUGUACAAAGAAGCCAUACACGUUCCGUUUAUGGCCAAAUUUGUCGUUUUCGCCAAACGCACCGAUCCACUGGAGGCGCGGCUCCGCGUCUUCUGCAUGACAGACGACCGCGAAGACAAGACCCUAGAACAUCAGGAGCACUUUACCGAAGUCGCCAAAAGCCGUGACGUCGAAGUGCUGGAAGACAAACCGCAGUUCAUCGAGCUGGCCGGCAACCUGAUACCGAUCACCAAAUCCGGCGAACAGCUCAGUCUAGCGUUCAAGGCCUUCCGAGAAAACAGACUGCCCUUCGCGGUUCGCGUUAAAGACCAGCAUGCCGACAUCGUUGGCCGAACGCUCUUUAUGCGCGAACCUAAGAUCGCCAAGGGUGAACCACCCCAGCAACCGAUUUGCAUCCUCAACAUCGUACUGCCGGAAACCAUCAUUCCCGAUCAUACAACUACGAUAGAAGACUCCCAAGAAAUCCUCGUUCGCGUCGGAAGAACGUCUCGCGCUUCACCACGCGAUCAGAACUAUCUUGGCGAACUGCGCGUUGUCGACAUCUCCAACCUACUUGGCGAAGAUUGGGUCAAGCUGGCGCCGGAAAUCGGAAUAAGCGAAACCGACGUCGAAAACAUCAUCGCUCAAAACCCGACGAGUAGCGCCCAGCAGGCCCAAGCCAUGCUCAAACAGUUCCAAUCCAAAGCCAAGAACGACUUCAACAUCCUGGAAAAUGGACUGCGAACGAUCCAUCGAGACGACAUCGUCGAUCGGUGUUUAAGAACCUCAACUACCACAACCACAACCGUCACCAUGCGAAACAAAACUGCCUUCUCGAUUAGCAAACGAAGUCACGACGUAGACAUCAUUGCAGAAUCCGACUCCAUUGCGAAGUUGGUACAAAAAGAUGAUAACCAAUACGCCAAAGAGGAGUCGAGCAAGUACUCCGUCGAAGAGAAACGCGUCGAGGAAUCGGAAGAAUCCGAAGAGGAAACCAUCAAGAAAACGGUGGCCGAGCGAAGGAAACAGAUCGAAAAACGCCUGUCGGCUGACCGGUCGAUCCCCGCAUCAAUGCAGAAGAAGGAGAUCGUCGAAGAAAUCAUCACCAUAAAACGAUCCAGCAUGAUUGACGAUACCCGGGCGAAGCACGAGGAAGAAAUUCUUAUGCAAAAACCAAUCGACAACUCGUACAAAUCAACCGUGAUACCAGAACCGGUGGUGAAGCUGAAAACCACUCAUCUCAAAGACGGUUCCAGCGUACCGAAAGACGAAUUCGACAAAGAACUUCAGGACAAGUUCAAAUCAACCCUCAAGAACGUUGAGGAGUUCGAGCACAAGUCACAGAUCCUCGCAGCGGAAAAAGUAGACACCUCCGCCAAGAUAGUAGACGAAAUCGCGAAGAAAGACGCACCUGAAUUCACACCCAAACACGACGAACCAAAACCAAGCGACGACGUUCCGAAGCCUAAGCCAGCGCCAGAGGAACCCAAACCAAAAGAAGACCAAAAGAAACCCGACGAUGGCGAUGACGGUGAUGACCAUCAAGACAAACCACCCGUCCCGAAGGAGCGGGCUCCAGUCCCAACAAAACGGAUCAGCAUCACACAGGAAGACGACACCUCGGAUUCCAGCGGAGUGGUGAGCGAAUCCAUCAAAAACGUUCAAGAGAAGAUCAGCUCGUUCGUAACCAAGUCCAGCGAUUCAAGCAAACGCACUUCAUGGGCCGCUAAAGAGUCCUCUUCAAGCGGAUCGAAACAAUGGUCCGAAGAGCAAGAAAUUCUGUCGCAAAAAGCACAAUUUGAAGCCACGGAAGCCGCCCUUGGUCAAUGGACAGAAGAGGACGAGAUUCUCGCGCAGCAGAAGCAGUUCGAACGAUUGGCCGAACAGCAACCGACUGAAACACUGGAGAAGAAAAUCGAGGAAGCGGCUGAAAAGAAAGAACUGUGGUCAGAGGAGCAACAGAUCCUCGCUCAGAAAGUUCAGCUGGAGAAAAUGGAAGAAGCUGUCGAAGCUAAGCUUGGCAGGUGGGCUGAAGAAGAAAUCCACGAAAUGGAAGCCUAUAAGCACGAAAUUGAACAUGUAGCGGAAGAACAAAUUAAACACCAGAAAGAGUUGAUCGAAGAAAAAUUCGAGAAACUGGAGGAGGAAUUCCUGACAAAGGUAGCAGAGGAGAAGAAGGGUUUGUUCCAGCAGUUUGAGCAGACAAUAGUUGGUUUGAAAGACAUAAAGAGCGAAGGACAUACCACAGUAGAACAGGUGGAACAACAGUUCCAGGAGAAGAAAUCUGAAGUGUUCAGUAAGGUUGAGGAGAAAGUCACCAGUGUUACAUCGAAAGCGGAAUCAUUUGCGGAGAGCUUCAAAACUGACGCUAAGCGGAUUGAAGGACUGUCCGAUGGUAUCCGCCAGGAAGUCCAAGAGUUUUCAGCACAAAGCUCCGAAACAAAGAGCUUCGUAGAUCAGAAGAUCGAUACAACAAGGAAAGAGAUCCGUGAUUCCGAAGUGGUUUCAGAAACUAAGGAAUCAACUCAGCAGAGCAACGCAGCGGUCGACAGAGUAGCAGAAGCUGUAGCUAAAGAAACUGUGUUCAGCUCUAAACAAGAACUUCCCAGCGUUCAAGAAGCAUUUACCAAGGAAAGCUUUGCUAGCGUGCGUGAAGAAGUGAUCAGUAAAGAUUUGACCGGCACGUUGAAAGAAAGUGCAGAGAAAACAACAACUGAAGUCGAAACCGGCCUUCGCCUGGGUGCUGAAGUUAUAGCGGAGAAGGUUUCCGAAAUUGGAGAAGAAUUCCGAAGAACGGAGGAAACUCCCGCUGUCAAGCCGGACGAGAAACCAUCAAUCGUAGAAACCGUUAAGAAAACAGUUACUCAGGAGGUAACUUCGAAAAUUCCUGUGCUAGCAAAGCGUGCAUCACCUGACGAGCCAGCAAAGCCGAAAGAAGAACCUAAAGCAGAGAAAGCUCCAGAACCGACCAAGGAAGGAGUUAGGGAAUCAGUUGUUGAAGCUGCUCAGGCUGUCGUUAAGCAGGUAGAGGCAGCAGUUUCAAAAAUCCCUCGGUUCCAUGAGAGCACAAAGCCUGCCGCACAUCACGCAGAAGCAACGACCAUCAAAUCACCAGAACCCGAGGUGACCACCUCCAAAAUCCCUAUUCUGAGUAACCGCAGGGUUUCGGAACAGUUUUCGAGCGACUCCUGCGAGACCGUAAUCGCGCAAAAGACACUCUACGAUCAGGACUCAUUUAUGAAAUCGGACAGCGAUGAAAAACCAUCAAAAUCCAGCCUCGUUGCAGAGGAACCAUGUGAGGAGAUAACCAGUCGGGAAGUGAAAGAGGUACUCAGCUUUACGACAAUCGACGAGACGGUGCUCAACGAAUUAAUCACCGAAAACGAACGGGCCGUUACGCCGGAUGAUUUCAUCGAUGAAAUUAUCGAAGAAGCCGAGGAUAAGGUCCAACGGAUGCAAGACAUCGAAAUCGCAGCCUACACGUUGGAUCUAAGCAAAUCCGAAGACGAUAUUCAGGAAAAAUCUCCUCACCCGAUUCCGGAGUACGUCACUGGGCGAUACGAACACGAAUAUGAAGAUCAAGAUGAAGAGCACGAAAAGUGGCAAGACGACGCCCACUCGCUGGUACCGGACAAUGCCUCCACGACGGAUUUUGAGGCAUUCCGAGAGUACCACUGGCUGGACACUCCGGAUUCGACGACCGCAGCGCAAACCAAGCUAACCAAGAGCGCUGCCCAUACACAACCGUCCACUGCUCAGGGCAUAGUAUUAGCAUCGACCGAAGACUUGGACACACUGAGCCUUCAAUCACCCGAAGUCGUCGGUGAACGCCAACAACAAUCACAAAAGACCGAACAAGCUCAUGACAGUGACGAUUCGACACGGGCCACCAAGGCCCGAAAAGACUUCAACCUAGACCUGGACUCGACCACGACUACUCGUAGUAAACCAGAACGUAAGGCACACUUUGAGACGCACUCGAACCGUGGCACUUCUCCGAUGACGGACAUUGUUGAAUCACCGGACAGUGUUCAUCACUACGCUCGUGGUGAAUCACCGGCAAUCAAACUUGUCAUCGGACGGAAGGAAAUCAAAACCUCCGAUACGUCGGCCAUCACGGAAAGUCGAUUAACCGUCUACGGGCACAAAGAUGUUGAAAUAUCAAUAAGCUCGCAAUCAACCAUCAGUCUGACCACGACGACCACCUCGAAAGACGGUCGGGAAGUCAGCUCUGAAGUGAUCAGCACUGGAAGCACUGGACGGGACUCCACUACAACUAAACGCUACAAGCAAUUCAAAUUGAUAGACGAUGAACAGGACUCGGAACGAAUGGAACGCAAACGGGACGAUACAGUUUCGUUCUCAAAGAAGAAAAGCGUCUAUCUCUUCGGUAGCUUCGACUCAAGCAGCGAGUCGCCUAUAACCGAAGCCAGUGGAUCAGGUCACGUAACGGACACAGGCAUUUCCCUAACAAGAGGCUUCACCGAAACCAUGACAUCUCCAGGCAUUGUGUCUUCUUCCGAAGAGAAGAACAAGAAAAUUAGCAUCGUGACCGACACCGCCGUCGAUGUGGAGAUCGAAGAGCUCGAACUCACCGACGCUGGCCUUAGCCCAAUACAACCAGAUGAAACUGACAUCACAGCCGACUUCCAAAUAGCGGAAGAAGACGUACAGUAUGCACACACCGGAACUAGCCCCGUAGACUUCGAAGAACAAUCCGUAUCCGCUGCUCUAGACACAUCCGAGGCUGCAACCCUCACCGAUCGUGUAGAAACCAAAGACGCGUCCAAUAGUCCGCUGGAUGCACACAUCACUUCCAUUCUUAAGCGGGAUCUUACUAAAAUGACCGACGAAGAGCUACUAACAGGACGCCGCGGAUCAGGCGACGUCAAGGCGAAGAUCAAAAUCUUAGAGCAAAACCAAAAAAUUCACAGCGCCCAAAGCUCCCCCAAGAAGAAGGUCGAAUUUGAAGACCACCAAAUCAAGCAGGGUGAUAUCCAAGACUCACCGAAAAAGCAAAAAUUUGCAUCCGCAAAAAUCAGCGAACUGAAGAAAAUAUUCGGCGAAGAACAACAACCUGAGGAGUCCAACAUUAUGUCUGAAUCAAUACCGCCGAUCCACGAAGUAAUCAAACAGCUGGAACAACGCAUUGCCGUUGAGCAAAUCGACAAAAAGGUUUUGGACCAAGUGGACGCCUCGGCCAUCCGCACUCUUCCCCCUCCCGCCCCUAAAAAAGAAACACUAACCGACCGAGACAUAGUAGACCUGGAAGCACAAAUAAUUCCUGCCGAAAAGGUCACACCAACCAAAGCCAGCCUUCUCGAUCAAACCGAAGAAGACAUCAAAAUAACCAAACUGGUGCAUGGAGUUCAACAGCUUGGCCUACAUGAAAAGCACCAGCGAGACUUGCUCGAACAACAGAAACAAAUCGAGAUCGCUACGCAGCUUGAAGAACCAGUUUGUGAAAAGAUCGUUUGCAAGAAAUACGUUCCCGGAUUGACCGAGGACAUAAUCGAAGAAUUCGAACAAAAACGAGCCAACGAUUUGAUCAAGAUGUUCGAAAGUAAACAGACCGGAUCGACGGAAUCUCCUCCCAGAAGUCCAAAACUUACACGGACCAGAACAGAAGAUGGUCUCAAAGCGGCCGUUCUUUCUGCAGUCGAAGUCGAGAAAACCAUUCACAGCCAUGCCAUUGUGACCAAAUCGGAAGAAACGCAGCAAGAGCGUCAGGUCAUCGAAUUGGAGAAAUUAGAAUCGGAAACUCGAUCGGUUGGAAAAUUGUACAUCAAGUCGCAAAAACUAUCCAUCGAGGAACAGUCCUACGAAGAAGCAGAAAGUGAACAACUGAACGGAUUCAAUCCACAGGAAAACGAAUGGUCGUACAACAAGAAGAAAAACACAAACAAGACGCAGAUAGAUCUGACAAAAUACACAUUAGAAGAAAACGACAAGCACAAAAGAUAUCACCAGAAGACGAAUUAG
This is a messenger RNA of Aedes aegypti (yellow fever mosquito), 6165 nucleotides long. RefSeq names its product ankyrin-2. Gene Ontology annotation, biological process: signal transduction. NCBI's taxonomy places the organism in Eukaryota, Metazoa, Arthropoda, Insecta, Diptera, Culicidae. Gene Ontology annotation, molecular function: protein binding. The record is from RefSeq and is a predicted model, not a curated record. Bases 1 to 6165 code for a protein of 2054 amino acids. The transcript is spliced from 7 exons.